Molecule: messenger RNA, 802 nt
Organism: Mercurialis annua (annual mercury)
Lineage: Eukaryota; Viridiplantae; Streptophyta; Magnoliopsida; Malpighiales; Euphorbiaceae
Product: mitochondrial import inner membrane translocase subunit PAM16 like 2-like
Exons: 3
Coding region: 348-683 (111 amino acids)
Biological process (GO): protein import into mitochondrial matrix
Cellular component (GO): TIM23 mitochondrial import inner membrane translocase complex
Source: RefSeq, a predicted model, not a curated record
UAUGCUAAUGAUCCUGUCAAGCUCAUCGCCUUGCUCACUUGUUCAUGUACUACUGUUAAGUAUUCUAUUCGAAAUACAAGUAACAAAGUUGGUAUCCUUUGUAUGGAAAUGGAAGUUGUUAAAGGAUAUCAUGCUUCAGUGUAGGCCUGCAAUCUUUUGCCACUUACAAUCACAAAAAUUCCUAGUCUGGUUUUAAUAAGGUUUUUCAUAGAUGGGUAUUUUUAAUAAAUUUUUACUUCCAUUUACAAUAUUAUUUGAAAUGUUAACCGUGCGGCUAAAUGGAUAUUAGAGCUACUAGAGAACCUAAGGUCUAGAGAUCAAAUCUCUCUUCAUGCACCUGAUGUUGCAUGCUUCUAGAGGCUGACUGGCAGUGUUCUGGAGUUGAUUCUCUCUCAGGCUGUGUCCUAGUCAAUCUCAAAUAUGAUGCCUCAAAAUCCGGUGUUGCCCAAGAAACAAUACAGAACACUAUCCGGAGAGGAAGUAAAGUGAUGACGGAACAAGAGGCUAGACAAAUUCUUGGCGUAACUGAGCAAACUUCUUGGGAAGAGAUAAUACAAAAAUAUGAUGGUUUAUUCGAGAGAAACGCCAAGAACGGUAGCUUUUACCUCCAGUCAAAAGUUCAUCGGGCGAAGGAAUGUUUAGAGGCUGUACAUCAAGGCAAAGGCGAGGACAACCCUAGUUAAGAAAAAGGCCAGAAGGUUCUUAGUUCCUCUGCACUUACUGACCCUUGUAUUACUAAAUUUUGUUUCGAUGAGGUUUGUUAAAAAACAAUUUUAAAAAUUGCAUACAUAAUUUUGUUACA